AUGUACAGAUGACUGACUAAGGUUCUCGGCACCAUUCUUCGCUUGUGUGAGAAGCGCCUGGCGCCCGGGGCCCGCGCCCUGCUCUAGAGGCGGCGCUCCAUCAGCUCUCUGUUUUCUACUGCAGUGGACACUGAUGAAAUCCCAGCUAAAAGACCAAGAUUAGAUUGCUUCACUCACCAAGCGAAGAACAGUCUCUACAAUGCAGCCAGCUUAUUUGGAUUCCCAUUCCAGCUGACCACCAAAACCAUGGUGUCUUCUGCUUGUAAUGGAACACGGAAUGUGGCCCCUUCAGGAGAGGUAUUCUCGAACUCUCCCUCUUGUGAACUGAUGAGUCCUGGAUCCUGCAGCAGCAUGCUGAAGCUGGAUAAUAAAUCUCCUAAUGGAAUACGUGACUAUCCAAAGAUCAGAGUGACAGUGGCCCGAGAUCAGCCACGGAGAGUCCUGCCUUCCUUUGGUUUUACAUUGAAAUCAGAAGGCUAUAAUAGAAGUCCAAGUGGCCGUCGCCAUAGCAAAAGCAAUCCAGAGAGUUCCUUAACGUGGAAACCUCAGGAGCAAGGUGUAACAGAGAUGAUUUCUGAAGAGGGUGGCAAGGGUGCGAGGCGUCCCCAUUGCACCGUGGAGGAGGGUGUCCAGAAGGACGAAAGAGAAAAAUACCUAAAGUUAUUGGAGCGUCUAAAAGAAGGUGCUCACGGAAGCACUUUUCCUCCUGCAGUUUCGCAUCAUAGUUCUCAGAGAAUUCAGAUGGACACAUUAAAGACCGAAGGCUGGAUAGAAGAGCAGAAUCAUGGAGUCAGAACAACCCAUUUUAUUCCAAAACAGUAUAGAGUUGUUGCAACAAGAGGACCUCUCUGUUCUGUGAGAAGUGACAAGAGGUAUUCAAAAGGAAAAGCUGACACAGAGAAGGCGGAGGGACUCCGAUUUGAAAAGGAUGGUACAAGAGGACACCAGUUGGAGCCUGAUCUAUCAGAAGAAGUGUCUGCCCAGCUUCGCCUGGGAAGUGGAAGCAAUGGCUUACUCAGAAGGAAAAUAUCAGUGCUUGAGGCAAAGGAAAAGAACUUCCCAAGCAAAGAGAAGGACAGAAGAACAGAAGAUCUCUUUGAACUUACAGAGGACAUGGAAAAGGAAAUCAGUAAUGCCCUGGGCCACGGCCCUCCAGAUGAGAUUUUGAACAGCGCUUUCAAGUUACGAAUCACCCGUGGAGAUAUCCAGACCUUAAAGAACUGUCACUGGCUCAAUGAUGAGGUAAUUAAUUUUUAUAUGAAUCUUUUAGUGGAGAGGAGUAAAAAGCAAGGCUAUCCAGCACUUCAUGCACUCGAUACAUUCUUCUAUCCUAAGUUAAAGUCUGGAGGUUACCAAGCAGUGAAAAGAUGGACCAAAGGGGUGAAUCUCUUCGAUCAAGAACUUGUUCUGGUUCCUAUUCAUCGGAAGGUACAUCGGAAGGUGACGGACCAAAGAAAAAGGUGUCUUAAAUAUCUGGAUUCUAUGGGACAAAAAGGCCACAGGAUCUGUGAGAUUCUUCUUCAGUAUUUACAGGACGAAAGCAAGACCAAAAGAAAUACAGAUCUCAAUCUCUUAGAGUGGACCCACUACAGCAUGAAGCCACAUGAGAUUCCUCAACAGUUGAAUGGGAGUGAUUGUGGAAUGUUUACUUGUAAAUACGCAGAUUAUAUUUCUAGGGACAAACCUAUCACAUUCACUAAGCAGAAGAUGAUGUGGGAAAUCGUUCACCAGCAGUUGCUGUGA
Rattus rattus (black rat) is the source of this 1743-nucleotide messenger RNA. RefSeq names its product sentrin-specific protease 2-like. Gene Ontology annotation, cellular component: nucleus. Gene Ontology annotation, molecular function: deSUMOylase activity. Gene Ontology annotation, biological process: protein desumoylation. NCBI's taxonomy places the organism in Eukaryota, Metazoa, Chordata, Mammalia, Rodentia, Muridae. The record is from RefSeq and is a predicted model, not a curated record.